CAAAAAUCACGUGGCACUAUAAAAUCUCCUUACAAAUCCAACUCAGCGGGUCACCAGCCUAAACCCGACACGUUCUCUCUAACACAGCCAUUUCUUUUUUCCCAAACUAUCACAAAGCAACCAUACAAAUACUAAAAAAUCCAAAACUGAAAAUUCCAUUUCCCUACUUGGUAGAACCCCACUGUAGAGGGAUAGGUAUUCUCACAGUUAUUCGGUUUUCAUUUACUGCCUAAACCCACCACCUCGGUCCCCCUGUAAAACCCACUUGCAGUUGCAGUUGCAGCUGCAGAUCUUUUCAUUUUUUGUCACUACUUAGCAUAGAUCUUUCUAGUUUUCUGAACAGAAAGAGGUAAUGAAGAUUCAGUGUAACGUUUGUGAGGUUGCGGAGGCGAACGUCUUGUGCUGCGCCGACGAGGCGGCGCUGUGCUGGUCCUGUGAUGAGAAGGUUCAUGCUGCUAAUAAGCUGGCUAGUAAGCACCAGAGAGUUCCUCUCACUGGUUCUUCUUCUUCCAUGCCUAAGUGUGACAUCUGCCAGGAAGCAGUUGGCUAUUUCUUUUGUCUCGAGGAUCGGGCUUUACUUUGCCGAAAAUGUGAUAUUGCUAUUCACACAGCUAAUCCUCAUGUCUCAGCUCACCAAAGAUUUUUUCUGACUGGAGUGAAAGUAGGACUUGAACCUGUUGAUCCUGGUGGUGCGUCAUCCUCAGGGACGUCACAGUCCAUUCAGAAGGUUUCAGAGGCAGAGUCUGCUCCACUUUCUAAACGAAAUGCCCCAAUAUCGUUGGAUGCUCAAUUUAACAAAGUAUUACCUCCCCAGGCAAGUGGUCUUGGGGAUUUUGCUCCUAGUAAGUCUGCAUUUGCUGGAGGUUCUGCAGCUGGAAGUAUUCCGCAAUGGCAGUUUGAUGAAUUUAUUGGCCUGAACGAUUUCAAUCAGAAUUAUGGAUACAUGGAUGAUGGAUCAUCUAGGGCGGAUAAUGGGAAACUUGGAGAGUCAGACUCUUCGUCUAUCUUGAGAUUUGAAGAUGAAGAACUAGACGGUGAUGAGUGCCUGGGUCAGGUUCCAGACACAUCUUGGGCAGUGCCACAAGUACCUUCCCCACCUACGGCCUCUGGACUUUACUGGCCCAAAACUUACCAGAAUCCGUUUGAUUGCUCAAUGUUUGUGCCUGACAUUAGUUACUCCCCUUCGCAUAACCUUCAACAGCGACCUCCAAGUGGUACUAGUCUGAAACGAAGAAGGCAGUGUUAAUGCAUUUUCCCCAAGCUUUUCAACUCACAUUAGUGAUAGGUGUUUCAGAUCCCUAAGCUUUUCACUCACGUUAGUGAUAGGUGUUUAGAUAGAGUGAUUUGUGGUAGUUGAAGUUUGAGUUGAAGUUAUUUGAGCAAUGACUCAUGUGUGUUUCUCCUUUGUAAGUAAUCUGCCUUGUUUGCUGCAGUUACAUAGAACUCACAUUAAUGUCAAAAGUAUAUUAGUUCUACUCCAAUCCCCAGAAGUUGUACAAGAAAUGAAAAUGUUUCUCAAGAUCACUGUAGACUGUAUUCCAACAAUUUGGAACCAAAGAAAAAUGGUUGUUGCUCGCAUCUUUCAAAUGACUCUUGGUAGGGAUGGAGGAGCUGUUUAAACUUCAGGAGAUUGUGUUUUAACUCCAUUAUAACAGUUAAAAGGUGCUUCCUUCAAUCCAUCCAUGGUAAUCUUGUUUUAUUCUUUAGAAUGCAAUGAGGGUGGAUUUGAAUCAUACUUUUGCUUCUUUUUUUUUCUUUUGUGGGGGGGCACUUGGUGCUAUUAAGAACAAUUUGAACUUUGGAACAUGUAUCCAGAUUAUUGAUUUUAUUGCAGAAUGACACCACGGUUUGUGGUGGCCGUUUGUUUUUC
This is a messenger RNA of Nicotiana tabacum (common tobacco), 1870 nucleotides long. RefSeq names its product B-box zinc finger protein 22. Gene Ontology annotation, molecular function: zinc ion binding. Lineage: Eukaryota; Viridiplantae; Streptophyta; Magnoliopsida; Solanales; Solanaceae. Gene Ontology annotation, biological process: regulation of DNA-templated transcription; photomorphogenesis. Gene Ontology annotation, cellular component: nucleus. The record is from RefSeq and is a predicted model, not a curated record.